ACGUUAUUAAGUGAGGUAGUGCGACACAUUUAGAGAAUAAUUACGCGAAAUGGCGCCAACGGCCUACAUGGUACCAAACGGCGAAUUCGGCGAGGAGCCAAUUUCGCGCACCUACCAAUAUCGCAAGGUGAUGAAGCCGAUGCUGGAGCGCAAACGAAGGGCGCGCAUCAAUCGCUGCCUCGACGAGCUUAAGGAGCUUAUGGUGACCGCCCUUCAGAGCGAGGGCGAGAACGUCUCCAAAUUGGAAAAGGCGGACAUACUGGAGCUGACAGUGCGACAUCUUCACAAUCUGAAACGCCAACACCAGCUCGCGCUGCCCGGCGAGCAGAGCUACGCCGAGAAGUUCCGCGCGGGUUUCUCGCAGUGCGCCCAGGAGGUCUCGCAGUUCCUUUCAACCCCCAACGACGUCGCCGAUCCCGUCGCCGGACGAAAGCUCCUCCAACACCUCGGCUCGUGCAUACGCCAAUUGGAUUGUGUUUCACAAAGUGUACAAGUGCAGUAUUCACCAAAUUACACCCCGCCAACCACCCCCGAACUAAAUCCCCCCGCGCCCAUGUGGAGACCCUGGUAGUUACUUAGAUUUUAAGGCAAGUAAGUGCAAGUAAAGUUUUGUUUAUAAUCUCACAGUAUCGAUAGGUUUAUAGUGUUAAUAUUAGUUUUUAAGUUACUGUGAUAAUGAGAAUUUUUGUUUAUUAAGUACCUGAGAAUUAGAUUUAAGUUUUAUAACAUUGUGCAUUUUUAGAAUUAAUUUUUUUUAAAGGAAUAAAUUUGUUAAAUAUAAA
Molecule: messenger RNA, 782 nt
Organism: Photinus pyralis (common eastern firefly)
Lineage: Eukaryota; Metazoa; Arthropoda; Insecta; Coleoptera; Lampyridae
Product: enhancer of split mbeta protein-like
Exons: 1
Coding region: 50-571 (173 amino acids)
Biological process (GO): anterior/posterior pattern specification; regulation of transcription by RNA polymerase II; regulation of neurogenesis
Cellular component (GO): nucleus
Molecular function (GO): DNA-binding transcription factor activity, RNA polymerase II-specific; RNA polymerase II cis-regulatory region sequence-specific DNA binding; protein dimerization activity
Source: RefSeq, a predicted model, not a curated record